CAGAGUGCUCCACCAUGCAUACUUUGGGUGAGUGAUCGGUCGAACACUUCGUGAGUUCUUCUUUGCUUUGGAAGUUAACAGUUCGCGUACGUGUGAGCUAGCUCAGCUCGCCGCCCGUGCGUGCGUCGUCGUCCGGAGGGAGAUGUGGAGGCUGAAGGUCGCGGAGGGUGGCGGCCCGUGGUUGCGGUCGGUGAACAACUUCCUCGGGAGGGCCGUGUGGGAGUUCGACCCCGACCACGGCACGCCGGAGGAGCGCGCCGAGGUUGAGCGAGUGCGCCGGGAGUUCACCGACCGCCGUCUUGAGAAGAGGGAGUCGCAGGAUCUUCUUAUGCGCAUGCAGUAUGCAAAACAAAAGGGUCAUCAGGUGGAUCUUCCUGCUAUCAAGCUUGUACACAGUGCAGAAGUCACAGAAGACACGAUAUUGACAUCGCUGAGGCGGGCCCUUACUCGACACUCUGCUCUGCAAGCAGACGAUGGGCACUGGGCUGGCGAUUUCAGUGGAAUUAUGUUCAUUAUGCCUAUCUUGAUAUUUGCUCUACAUAUUACCGGAUCUCUCAAUACUGUCCUAUCAACAGAACAUCUACGUGAGAUCCGUCGUUAUAUUUACAACCAUCAGAAUGAAGAUGGUGGUUGGGGCACGCAAGUGUUGGGGACGAGCACCAUGUUUGGAUCAUGCUUAAACUAUGUUACUUUGAGGCUUCUUGGCGAGGUGGACAAUGAAUCCUUGACCAAGGGACGUGAUUGGAUACUAUCGCGUGGAAGUGCAGCUGCAAUACCACAAUGGGGAAAGAUAUGGCUCUCGGUCAUCGGUUUGUAUGAAUGGUCCGGAAAUAAUUCAAUCAUUCCUGAAUUAUGGCUUGUCCCACAUAUUCUUCCAAUUCAUCCAGGACGAUUCUGGUGCUUUUGCCGGUUGAUUUACAUGCCAAUGUCUUAUCUCUAUGGUAAAAAGUUUGUUGGCCCAAUUACGCCAACAAUAUUGGAACUAAGAAAGGAGCUUUAUAGUGUACCCUACCAUGAGGUUGAUUGGAAUAAAGCACGUGAUACUUGUGCUAAGGAAGAUCUUCGUUAUCCACGCUCAUUGCUGCAAAAUGUUAUUUGGACAUGUCUUAAUAAAAUCGUUGAACCUGCGUUGAAUUGUUGGCCAGUUAAUAAGUUAAGGGAUAAAGCAUUGAAGAAUCUCAUGAAACAUAUGCAUUAUGAAGAUGAAAGUACAAAAUAUAUCGGCAUAUGUCCAAUCGACAAGGCACUAGGUAUGAUUUGUUGUUGGAUUGACGAUCCAAAUUCAGACGCAUUUAAGUUGCAUCUUCCAAGGAUCUAUGAUUAUUUAUGGCUUGCAGAAGAUGGCAUGAAAGCACAGGUAUACGAUGGUUGUCAAAGUUGGGAGAUAGCUUUUAUUGUACAAGCAUAUUGUUCAACAGACCUUGUUAAUGAGUUUGCUCCGACACUUCGGAAAGCCCAUGAGUUCAUUAAAAGAUCACAGAUUCUUGAGGACCAUCCUGAUAGUGAAGCUUAUUACCGCCACAGAUCAAAAGGUUCAUGGACACUUUCAACAGCGGAUAAUGGUUGGUCUGUAUCAGAUUGUACUGCAGAAGCACUUAAGGCCUUACUGCUUUUGUCAACGAUUUCUCCUAAUCUUGUGGGGGAACCCAUGAAAGGAGAAAGAUUGUAUGACGCAGUGGAUUGCGUGCUUUCUUUCAUGAAUAAAGAUGGUACCUUUUCUACGUACGAGUGCAAGAGAACUACAUCUAUGCUAGAGGUUCUUAACCCUUCUGAGUCUUUUCUGAACAUUAUUGUUGAUUAUGCAUCUGUUGAAUGCACAUCAUCAGUGCUUCAAGCCUUGAUUAUGUUUAGAGAGGUUUACCCGGGGUACCGUGAAGAAGAGAUAAGAAAGUGCAUAAAAAAUGCGUCCAAGUUUAUUGAAAAUAGCCAGCGAAAGGAUGGCUCAUGGUUUGGCACUUGGGGCAUAUGUUUCACUUAUGGAACAUUCUUUGCUGUAAAAGGAUUAGUUGCUUCUGGAAGAACUUACGAGAAUAGUUUCUCCAUAAGCAAAGCAUGUGAAUUUCUAUUGUCAAAGCAGCUAAGUACAGGUGGAUGGGGAGAGACUUAUCUUUCUAGCGAAACUGAGUCCUACAUGAGCGUUGCUACUCCUCAUGCAGUUAACACUGCUUGGGCAAUGUUGGCUUUAAUCGAUGCUGGGCAGGUUGAACGAGAUCCCGCACCACUAUAUCAUGCUGCUAAAGAAUUGAUCAACAUGCAACUAGAAACAGGAGAGUUUCCACAACAAGAACAUGUUGGAUGCUUCAACUGCUCCUUCUACUUCAAUUACGGCAACUACUCCAACUUAUAUCCCAUUUGGGCUCUUGGAGAGCUUCGUCGCCGACUACUUGCAAAGAACUGAAACAAAUGAACAUGAUAUGUUACUUUACUACUCCUAGGUGUAAUCGUGCAUGUUGCAAAAAGGACUACAGACAAACCUUAGAACCAAGUGGCUAUGGAAAAACAUAAGGAGAGAUUAUUAUGUUAUGUACUAUAAUGGCAUGUCAAUUACAUUGCUCUCUAUGG
Molecule: messenger RNA, 2562 nt
Organism: Aegilops tauschii subsp. strangulata
Lineage: Eukaryota; Viridiplantae; Streptophyta; Magnoliopsida; Poales; Poaceae
Product: achilleol B synthase
Biological process (GO): triterpenoid biosynthetic process
Cellular component (GO): lipid droplet
Molecular function (GO): intramolecular transferase activity
Source: RefSeq, a predicted model, not a curated record